UUGGUUUUAAUGUUAUAUUUUUUGAUCCUUAUCUUUCUGAUGGAAUUGACAAAGUUUUAGGAAUUACACGAGUAUUUACAUUGCAAGAUUUACUUUAUCGUUCUGAUUGUGUCACACUUCAUUGUUCACUUAAUGAACAUAAUCAUCAUUUAAUUAAUGAUUUUACUAUAAAACAAAUGAGACCAGGAGCAUUUCUUGUUAACGUAUCACGCGGUGGUCUUGUGGAUGAAACAGCAUUAGCUGUAGCAUUAAAAGAUGGUCGAAUACGUGGUGCUGCACUUGAUGUUCUUGAAAAUGAACCGUAUAAUUUAGCUGCUGGACCAUUAAAAGAUGCAAUUAAUUUAAUAUGUACACCACGAACGGCAUGGUAUAGUGAAGCUAGUGCACAAGAAAUUCGAGAGAAUGCAGCACAUGAAGUACGUCGUGGUUUAACAGGAAAAAUGCCUGGUUCACUUCGAUAUUGUGUUAAUAGAGAUUAUCUCAAUGUACCACGUUCAGCAUAUGAUGGUAGUCUUAAUGGAGUAUCACCAUUUUCAUCAUUAUUUCCAUUAGCUGCUCCAUUUCUUGCUCAAACAGCAGCCAGUCAACUUUUAGGCGAUACAUCUCUUCAAUCAACAACAGCAUCAUCAAGUAGUAGUACACCAUCAUUACUCUCAGCCGCUGGUAAUAGUUCACCUGUAGUUGUACCAGUUACUAUUGGCGAAUCAGCUUUACAAUCAGCUGCUAAAGCUGCAGCGGCAUCACAUGGCAAUAAUAAUGGUGGUGGCGGCGGUGGUGAAUCAGCUGGUGGAGAUUAA
Molecule: messenger RNA, 797 nt
Organism: Adineta steineri
Lineage: Eukaryota; Metazoa; Rotifera; Eurotatoria; Adinetida; Adinetidae
Source: the annotation of a GenBank genome assembly